This is a messenger RNA of Anopheles aquasalis, 3465 nucleotides long. RefSeq names its product myogenesis-regulating glycosidase. Gene Ontology annotation, molecular function: hydrolase activity, hydrolyzing O-glycosyl compounds. Gene Ontology annotation, biological process: carbohydrate metabolic process. The record is from RefSeq and is a predicted model, not a curated record. Lineage: Eukaryota; Metazoa; Arthropoda; Insecta; Diptera; Culicidae.
AAGGAAUCAACGUUCGAACUGCGCUCGAGAAGGGGAGCGACUGAUUUCUUCAUUUAGAGCUUCAGAGCUUGUCCUCAGGUUGCAAAGAUAAGAUAAAGAUCCGAAGCAGUUCAAAGAAUUUCAAACAAAUUUGAGCGAUCACGGAUUAUCGAGCUUGCGGUGGAUCAUUUUCGUAUCUUAUCAGUAUAACAGAAAUUGUGAGAGAAUAUCUUGGGCCCAACGAAGAGUGGAUUCACCUCUGAGCGAUUCAAACGACAGACGACGGUGCUAACAAAUCGGCGAGGCCACUGCGAGCGGACACGAGCGGAAUGCAACAGGAGGGUUCGUCAUCGUUUAUCAGGCAGCAUGAGCGGGCAAUGGCGGAGGGUCAGUACCGGGCCACCGUGGAGGAGAAGAUCCCUUUCGUCGAUUCAGAUCACGACGACGAGUGGCUCGAGGCUGUCGAUCGAUCGAGUACUGCCGCCACUAGUAGUAAUCGGUCAGUCGCCGACGAGGACGAUAUGAUGACGGAGAGCCAAGAAAAUCUUGCGCGGGCCUUUGUGAGCCGUGGUGGCGCUAGUGGCCCAUCACUGGCUGAGCGAAGAAUGCAGGGAAAGCUUACCGUAUCCAUCGAAAACAACACAGCUGAAGAUAGCGAUCUAUCUGAUGAAGCCAGAGAUGAAGCGAGGGACUUAAUAUCAACAGAAGAACGGUCUAGGGGCCUACGAAGAAAUUCCAUUUCUCUGCCCUCACUAAACGUGAACGAGCUGCAGAAGAUGGAAUCAAUUGCCCAGCAAGAAAUAAUGGUCGAGGAUGAGAGCAGCACGACUUCUUACUCCGAUGGAACGACGGCAACACCGGAGUUGCCCAUGUCGGCUAAUAAGUUGAAACCAAUGUUACAUUUCAACGACGAAACCAGCAGCGACGAGGAAGUCAAAAUGCCGACCAGGAAUAUAUUCCGGACGAAGCGUCGAUCUUCCAUUGCACCGUUACCGGCACUACGACUGAAUGAUAAGGAAAUGAUGUCCAACGACUUCGAAACACAUAGCGUGCUGAGCAAUCAGGCGUCGAUCACCAGCAUCAACUCACUGGCGAGCUUGUUGAAGGAAAAAAUGCAGAAUGUGCCCGCUAUAAUCCGUAAGAAAAAGCGUGAAACUAAAGACUACAAGUUGCGUGCCUUUGUGGGAUUUCUGUUUCUUGUGAUCGUUUUUCUGGUCGGUUAUGCAUACGUUAUGUACAACCAAAAGCUGCUGUCGCGAUCAUACUUUGAGAGCAUCAAGUUCCACAAGAAAACGCGCAACUUUCGGCUGCUGGACGGGAAAGGAGCGGAUCUUCUAACGGGAGUACUGGGAAACACGCUACCGAUCGAGCAACCCUACAACUGUUUGCCACACGAUCUAAAGGAUGAUGGAAGCGUUUGCUACGAGUGGAACUCCAAGGCUCGCUUGUACAUGAACCAAGUGAAAUCACCCAGUCCCGAUAUCAAGUGUUAUUCCUUUCAAUGGGAAUCAUUAUUGGAUGGCCUUUUUCCUAUCGAUUGUUUCGAUGUUGGCGGUGACCGUGGUUUCUGGUACGGUGGAGGCAUUACCAAGGGAAAUGACUACAUUUUAGGGAAUGCAACGUUUCCGAACAGUCCCUUCGUAACCGGUGACACGAACAUGCACCAGUGGGGUAAUGCCGUGAAGCGUUACUUUUUAAACUCGAAAGGUGUUGCAAUUCAGGUGGACGAGAGGACACCACUGUAUGUAAGCGUAAACUCGGAAGCAUUGAACAAACUAUGUCUGCAAGGUAGAAACGAUCAGUUUGCUUUCGUCAACAAGCAGUCCCCCUAUCCACAGUUGAAGUAUACCAUCUGCAGCGGGCCGGACAUGAAAUCGCUGCAUAAUGGUUUGAUGCAGAAGAGUCUGUGGGAUGGGUUGACGGAAAAGGAUAACGAUGUGAUCAAAUCGUUACUGCGGGAACCAGUAUGGCAGAUACCGGCAUCGAAACAGGAACACCUUACAGAAACGGCGAUCUACAACUACACGGAGAGCAUCAUUGCCCUGGGAUACCUUCGCCUGGGGCACAUUCUCGUAAAUGAGUUUUGGCAGAAGACUAUCGGCGACUUCCGGCUCGAUGCGGAACGGUUUGCGACGCUCGAUGAGACGGUGAACAUUUUGCAUCGACGCGGUUUCCGUGUUUCCCUCACGAUCCAACCGUUCAUCAGUACGGAAAGUAGCAAUUUCCGUGAGGCGGUGGCCGGUAAACUGUUGAUCUAUGAGCGUGAAUCCGAGCGCAGCAUCCCGGCACUGACGCGGUACAAGAGCACGACAAGUGCGGGAGUGCUUGACGUCACGAACAACGCAUCUAUACCGUGGUUAGCGGAGAAGUUGAAAAGAAUUUCCGAAUCGGUGGAAAUCGAUUCGUACUUUCUUGACUUUGGAACGGCAUUUAACAUUCCCCGGUACUACCAGUGCGCCCAUACGCUCGUCAAUCCGGAUGAGUUCAAAAACUACUUCAUGGAACGAUUCGAAGGCACGCUGAGCAUUUUUGGUGUAUCGAGUGCAGUGACUGUCCCGCGGCCACCGGCCUUCCUGAGCCUUCCGCCCGUGAACAGCUCCUGGAGUGGCCUGCAAACCAUAAUUCCAACAAUGCUUUCAUACGGCAUCAUCGGUUUUCCCUUCCUUAUGCCCGGUCCGGUAGGUGGCGACUUUGUGCUUCCGACACAGCAACUGAAGAAAAUGUAUUCAUUCUACGAGUUUGAGCUGCCACCACUGCCUGAUAAGGAACUGUACGUACGAUGGUUACAGUUGGCCACCUUUCUACCGGUGCUUCGCUUUACGUAUCUUCCAUCGGAGUAUCGCGAUGAAUCGGUAACGGCAAUCGCGAAGGAACUGGCCAACAUACGGCAGGCGACGGUGGUACCAAUGCUGGAACGCUACGCGAGCGUAGCCAUGGAUGAUGGAUUGCCCAUCAUUAGACCACUGUGGAUGUUGGAUUCGACGGACGUUAACUGUUUUUCCAUUAGUGACGAAUUUUCCAUCGGCGACGGUAUGAUCGUUGCACCGGUGCUUACGAAAGGGGAAACGGUGCGUGAAGUGUAUCUACCGCAGGGCGUGUGGAAGGAUGGAAUUGAUGAGUCACUGCGGAAGGGAAGUCGUUGGAUACACAAUUACCACGUGCCUCAAAAUAAGGUGGCCUUUUUCAUAAAAAUGCCCGAUAACACUCGCUUCUAGGCCACAGGGGAAGCGAUGAUGGUUUGGUUAGUCGUUAAAGAUUGUUGUUGUGCAAUGGGCCCGUCGUGGGUCAGCUAUGCCAUACUCCUCGGCCUCUAGCGCAAGGAAGUAAAAAGGAAAAGUAUUUAUUUUAUUAAAUAAUGUUUAAUACAUCCAAAACACAUACACACGCACACACGUACACACUCCAUGGAUAAUAAACCGCCACUGAUACCGCUCCGUACGCUCAUUCUCGUUGGCUCGUUCGGUUUCGUGGUUUUGUUUUUUUGUU